This is a messenger RNA of Pyricularia pennisetigena, 348 nucleotides long. RefSeq lists its product as uncharacterized. The record is from RefSeq and is a predicted model, not a curated record. The transcript has a single exon. Lineage: Eukaryota; Fungi; Ascomycota; Sordariomycetes; Magnaporthales; Pyriculariaceae. The coding region runs from base 1 to 348 and encodes 115 amino acids.
AUGUAUACCAGCACUAGGGACGGCCAGAACGGGCAGCACGCCCCCAGCCACUUCGGCAAGCCCACCACCAUCAGCGUAAUCCUCAACAGCCUGACUUGUGGCAUAAUACCCAAGGAUUACAAGCUGCCGCCCCCUCCGCCCGUGCCCAAGGGUCCUGCUCGGCCCAGUCCACCUCCGGAGCACCUUCGCCCGGGCCCGCGCAGGACUAUUUACCCUGACUUACCGCUGAGGGAAAAGGAGCAGCACCAAAUCCCCAAGAGAAUGCGCCAGCAGCCUCAGACCAGCCACCGCCGCCCUCCAAUCCCGACAAUAUUCCUUACUCCCCCACCUGAGGAUGGAUGGAUUUGA